AUGGGAGCGGACGGAGAUAUCCUAAUCAUCGGCGGAGGACUUGGUGGGCUGUGUCUAGCGCAGGGCCUCUACAAGGCAGGUAUCCCGUUCCGGGUCUUUGAACGCGACGCAAACGCAUCUUGGAGGCCCCAGGGCUAUCGGCUACGCCUGGGCGGCGAGGGCGCGAAUGCGCUAAAGGAGACACUUUCGCCAGAGCUGUGGGAGCGGUUCGAAAAGACAUGUAGCAUCGCUGAACUCGGCGAGACUGACAUCAAUGCCAUCGACGGCUCCGUGUUCGCCAGCAGGGCCGGCGGCGGCCCUGCUCGAAAGGGGUUGAAACCGUAUACCUGCGACCGCAAGGUGCUGCGAGAUAUCCUGCUGACUGGCCUGGAGGACAAGAUAUCGUACGGCAAGGAGCUGGCCCGCUAUGAAAUCGUUGCUGGGGCGGUCAUCGCAUACUUCCAGGACGGCACGACUGCUAGCGGCCGCUUCUUAGUCGGCGCCGACGGCAGGGGCUCCGUGACGAGAAGCCAGUUCCUCCCAGGUAAUGAGCCUCUCGACACCGAAGGCAUGUGUAUCUACGGCAAGACACUCAUCACCCCAGAGCUGGUCGAAUGGUUUCCCGCGCGCGCCAUGCGGUGGAUGACGCUUGUUGUCGACCGCACGCCCAUAACGCAGACGCUCGACUUCGACGACACGGCCGUGACGCUUCUGCUGGAACCCAUCCGCUUCCCCAGGAGAAACGAUGGAUUCGACGAAUACGUGCCGGCAGACUACAUGUACUGGGUCCUUAUUGCACGAAAGCACAUCUUCAACCUCCCAAACGGCGUGCCGCUGUCCAAAUACACAGGGGCAGACGCAGCGGCGAUAUCGCUCCGCGUCACCGACUGCUGGGACCCCCGCAUCCGCUCUAUCCUACACCUACAGGACAAGACGCAGUCCAGCCUGCUCAGGGUCCUGUCAGCGAGCCCGGACAUCAAGCCUUGGGUGCCGUCGGACAAGGCUACGGUGAUUGGGGACGCCGUCCACGCGAUGAGCCCUUGCGGAGGUGUAGGCGCUGUGACGGCGCUGGUGGACGGCGCCAGUCUCGCUAGGACAAUUGCUACCGAGGGAAUCUCGGCAGAGAGCAUUGGGGAGUUUGAAAAGGCCAUGCGCGAAUUUGCUGGAGCCAGCAUUCGUAGGAGCUACAUUGGGGGACGCAAAUUGUUUGGACAAAAGCCAUUUGAGGAGUGCAGUCAUGUGACCAGGUUAUUUAGUAUCACGUGA
Microsporum canis CBS 113480 is the source of this 1245-nucleotide messenger RNA. Its product is annotated as cercosporin toxin biosynthesis protein. Gene Ontology annotation, molecular function: FAD binding. The transcript is spliced from 2 exons. NCBI's taxonomy places the organism in Eukaryota, Fungi, Ascomycota, Eurotiomycetes, Onygenales, Arthrodermataceae. Bases 1 to 1245 code for a protein of 414 amino acids. The record is from RefSeq and is a predicted model, not a curated record.